AUGACAGAUGAGGAGAUCCAAGGGAAGUUUAGAGGGGUAGAAGAAUCUCGUAACAAAGCGGCUGUUUCCAUAGUAUUACAGUACUUCUUAUGGAAAGAAAGAGCGAGAGCACAAAGGAACAAAGGAAAGAGCUCAGAGCGUGCCCUCAAGGAAACAGCACAGAAAAGGCUCUCACGCUUUCCUAAUCCACGCGUGAACACUCUCAUUGCAUGCUUUCAAAUUUCAAACCCCAAGAAGCUAGCCCUCCUGAUGGUAGAGGUAAGAGUUCCAAACUUGGAUUGCGAGGGCUGUGCUUCAAAGUUAAAGAAAGCUCUCCUCAAACUAAAAGGAGUAGAAGAGGUGGAAGUAGAGAUGGAAGAGCAAAAGAUUACUGUUAGAGGCUAUGGAUUGGAGGAAAAGAAGGUGAUCAAAGCAAUAAAAAGAGCAGGGAAAGCAGCAGAGCCAUGGCCAUUUCCAGGAUACUCUCAUUUUGCCUCAUUCUACAAGUAUCCAACCUACGUCGUCGACCAUUACUACGACAGUACUUACAAAAAUGUAGCUAAUACUAAUGGCGUCCACACUUUUUUUCACACUCCUGCUGUCUAUUCACUUGCUGUAGCAUCUGAUGAGGCCGUUGCUUCGCUUUUCAGUGAUGACAAUCCUCAUGCUUGCACUAUCAUGUAA
Dovyalis caffra is the source of this 663-nucleotide messenger RNA. The record is from the annotation of a GenBank genome assembly. NCBI's taxonomy places the organism in Eukaryota, Viridiplantae, Streptophyta, Magnoliopsida, Malpighiales, Salicaceae.